GAAAAUUUGAAAUUAAUUGGGACCCCGGGUACGUUGCUACCGGUUCAAAACUAAACUGAGACAUAGCGAAUAUCAGACAGAAAAUUUCGGAGGAUGACAUUGAAGGGUUUAAAAAAUUAAUAAGAAAGGAUCCAACAAUAGGUUCACUUCAGUUGGAUAUUCGGAACAAAAAUAAAAUGACACCAUUGCUUGAAGCCGUUUCCCGGGGUCACCUCGGAAUGACACACAAGCUAAUAGCCCUGGGUGCAAGCAUAAAUGCUGUUGAUGGUGAAGGUAACAGCUGUUUGCACCUUGCCAUGGAAACAGAAGUGUUUAAUUCCGAGGGUGCACCCAUGGAUUUACUAAACGAAUGCUGCACUGCCACCAACCUAAAAAAGAAAAGAAGUCUCUCUGGUAUAGUGGUUGCGAGAUAUCUCGCCAGCCAGGGAGCUGACUUUCACCAUAAAAACAACAAAAAUAACAGACCAUUGGACCUCAUUAAGGACCCAAAUUUGAGAAAAAACUUAGAAACAUUUUUACAACCACAAUGUUUGCUGUGCAGAAAUAAAGCGGCCACAACAAAAGUUCAUCCCUGUGAACACCUUCUGACAUGUGAAGAAUGUUCAAACAUUCCACUUCAACAAUGUCUGAAGUGUUUAAAACCUGUAAUAACAGGCAGAGGUCGAGUUGGGGCUCCAGAGUUUGAGGACAGAUGUGUACAAACGGAGGCUACAUGUCAGGAAUUAGGGGCUGCAUCUCAAGCAAUAGGGGCUCCAGAGUUUGAGGACAGGUGUGUACAAACGGAGGCUACAUGUCAGGAAUUAGGGGCUGCAUCUCAAGCAAUAGGGGCUCCAGAGUUUGAGGACAGGUGUGUACAAACGGAGGCUACAUGUCAGGAAUUAGGGGCUGCAUCUCAAGCAAUAGAGGCUCCAAAGUUUGAGGACAGGCGUGUAAAAACAGAGGCUACAUGUCAGGAAUUAGGGGCUGCAUCUCAGGUAAUAGCAAGGCCAAUAUUUGAAGACAAAGAGGUCCAGACAGUAGAAGAGCCACGUGAGAGUCCAGUUCUGAAGGAGAGGAAUCUGAUGAGAGUGGCUAAGAGGUUAGGAAGUGAUUGGUGGCAAGUGGCUAUUUUUUUAGGAGUUGAUACAACUGAACUGAAAAUUGAUGAUGAGUCUAUUGACACUGUAAAACAAGGUUACCUGAUGCUUCGUGAAUGGUUCAAAAAUUGCGACCCAGAAACACGGACACACGCAACAUUAAGUGCAGCUCUUGAAGAAGCUGAAUGUUUCACUGCGAUGGAAUGUCUGUCAUUAGACGCAAAGUGAAUUUCCAUGUAACUGUUGUUGUUUAGCUUCAGAUUAACCUUGACCAAACAGAGUCUUUUGAUCAAACGCAUUCCAGCCAGGACCAUCAUGCCUAUUUCCAAAGAGAACCCACAACCAUCUCGUCCAAUAUGCCCUUCUGUACAGUGAUAUCGUGUGAAUUUAGCUACUAAUUCUAGCAGGUAUAUCAACCACAUUGUGAUCCCAUCACUGGUUUUGCUCCUUUGUUAAAAAUUCACUUUUAAAAUAAAGACAAAGUUUGAAAUGUUCA
This is a messenger RNA of Octopus sinensis (East Asian common octopus), 1572 nucleotides long. RefSeq names its product E3 ubiquitin-protein ligase MIB2-like. Gene Ontology annotation, cellular component: cytoplasm. The transcript is spliced from 12 exons. The record is from RefSeq and is a predicted model, not a curated record. Gene Ontology annotation, molecular function: ubiquitin-protein transferase activity; protein binding. Gene Ontology annotation, biological process: protein ubiquitination; signal transduction. Bases 177 to 1304 code for a protein of 375 amino acids. Lineage: Eukaryota; Metazoa; Mollusca; Cephalopoda; Octopoda; Octopodidae.